AUGAUGCUCCGACGAGGAUUUAUUCUAUUUCUCCCCCGACUUGUAGGCCUGCUGGUGGUGGCCUGUUGCUCAGUGUCUAUUGUUUAUAUGUUGGCUUGCACACCCAAGGGUGACAACCAGCAGCUUGCCUUUCCCAGGGUGCACAGGCCGACUGUGAAGGAGGGAUAUGAAGCCAUUCUGCAAGAGCGAGAAGAGCAACACCGCAGCUACAUCAUCAGCUUGAAGAAACAAAUUGCCCAGCUGAAGGCUGAGCUCCAGGGCAGGAAUGAGCAGCUUAAGAAUGUGCAGGACCAGUACCCAGACCCCUUGGACAAUCGGCUUGACCACAGUAACACGGAGAAGGCCCAGGCUAACCUGCUGGCUUUCCUCCGUUCCCAAAUAGACAAAGCAGAGGUGCACAGCGGUGUUAAGCUGUCCACGGAGUAUGCGGCCGUGCCCUUUGAGAGCUUUACCCUGCAGAAGGUGUACCAACUGGAGACAGGGUUGACGCGCCACCCAGAAGAGAAACCUGUAAGGAAGGAUAAGCGAGAUGAGUUGAUAGAGGUGAUCGAGUUAGCUGUUGGGAGUUUGAACAAUCCAGAGGGGGAAGGCAAUGCAAAACACCACGUAUACACAGCUUCUGACUUCGUUGAAGGGAUCUACCGCACAGAAAAAGACAAAGGCACAUUGUAUGAGCUGACUUUCAAAGGAGACACAAAACAUCAGUUCAAGAAGAUUGUUUUAUUCCGGCCAUUCGGUCCUGUAAUGAAAGUGAAAAAUGAAAAUGUCAAUAUGGCUGACACACUUAUUAAUGUCAUUGUGCCAUUGGCCAAGAGAGCCAGCAAAUUUCGGCAAUUCAUGCAGAAUUUCAGGUGGGUUUCCAUUCCAGUGCACCUCACUGUAGUUUAUUUUGGAAAAGAACAAAUGAAUGAAGUCAAAUGGAUACUUGAAAAUACUUCCAAGUCAGCCAACUUCAAGAACUUCACCUUCAUCCAGCUGAAUGAAGAAUUUUCCAGGGGCAAAGGAUUAGACAUUGGUGCUCGAUUUUGGAAAGGAAACAAUGUUGUUCUCUUUUUCUGUGACGUGGACAUAUACUUCACAGCUGAAUUCCUGAACUCCUGUAGAUUGAACACACAGCCAGGGAAGAAGGUGUUUUAUCCUGUUCUCUUCAGCCAGUAUAACCCCAGUAUAAUUUAUGGCCACCAUGAUUCCAUCCCAUCUUUAGAACAGCAGCUGAUUAUUAAAAAAGAAACUGGAUUUUGGAGAGACUUUGGUUUUGGGAUGACUUGCCAGUACAGAUCUGACUUUAUCAACAUAGGUGGCUUUGAUCUGGACAUUAAAGGCUGGGGUGGUGAAGAUGUACAUCUGUACCGCAAAUACCUUCACAGCAACCUCAUCGUGAUCCGAACGCCUGUCAGGGGUCUCUUCCAUCUGUGGCAUGAAAAGCAAUGUCUGGACGAGCUGACCCCAGAGCAGUACAAAAUGUGCAUGCAGUCUAAGGCCAUGAACGAAGCUUCUCAUGGCCAGCUUGGGAUGCUUGUUUUCAAGCAAGAGAUUGAGACACACCUGCACAGACAGAAGCUGAGCAGUAAGAAGACAUGA
Molecule: messenger RNA, 1581 nt
Organism: Pygoscelis adeliae (Adelie penguin)
Lineage: Eukaryota; Metazoa; Chordata; Aves; Sphenisciformes; Spheniscidae
Gene: CSGALNACT1
Product: chondroitin sulfate N-acetylgalactosaminyltransferase 1
Exons: 7
Coding region: 1-1581 (526 amino acids)
Cellular component (GO): Golgi cisterna membrane
Molecular function (GO): glucuronosyl-N-acetylgalactosaminyl-proteoglycan 4-beta-N-acetylgalactosaminyltransferase activity
Source: RefSeq, a predicted model, not a curated record